CACCAAACCAGCACAAAUUUUUCUCUGAAGUGUCUGCCUUUUAGAUUAGAUUAGAUUGGUCUUGAAGUGAAGUUAAAGUGUUAAAGAAUAUUUGGAUAAUUAGACAAGCCCAUAACUGGGGAAAAUAACAAUAAAUGUAUAAAUAAAUAAGUAACCCUGCAAAUACCAUAAACUAGUGUUGGCUGUACAUGCAUCCCAGUCCGGGUGUGCAGACUCAGUGGCAGGGGAAGCAUAUGUUUAGAGGGAGUCGGCACUAUUGUUGACAUCUACUUUUUGGCGCCAUUAUGAACAGCUAUGUGAAAAUUCAUAUGUGGAGCGACGAAAAUACGCUCUUUUUAAUUAAGUUGGUGAAAAACUCCCGCUAUGUUUGGGACUCCACACAUGCCAGCUUUAAGCAGAAAACCAAAAGGCAGAACUUCUGGCUGGAAGCUGCCAAAAAGAUGAACAGAGAGACUGGCCUUAAAAUGGAAGUUGGUGAAGUCAAAAAGAAAUGGCAAAACAUCCGAGCCUACUACUAUGCGGAGCGCAACAAACUGAUGAAGGCAGCGCGCAAUGGCACGCCGGAUGGGGAAGUGCGCAGCGCCUGGAAGUACAUGGACGAAAUGAGCUUUAUGGCAAAUUGUAGAAUACCGCCAGGAUACAAUCCCGAUACGUCAGUCAGUCGCAACGAUAUGACCUACAACGAUGGUGAGGAAAGCUUCGACGAAGAGAAGUAUCCGGUUGAGGAGGGUUCUCCUCAGGUGCAGGAACAGUUGGAAUUCUGCAGUCCCUGGUCGCCAGCGCCAGCACCAAAGAGAAAGAGAUACGAGUCCGAUUCUAACGAUGCCAUUUUGACUAAAAUUUCCGACUCGCAGAAAGUGCUCACCGAUGUCCUGACGAUGCCGACAAAAGCAAAUCCUCAGGGCGACUUUGGAGCGUUCAUCGCUGGCGAGCUAAAGAAAUUGGAUGUAGAUUUAAGCAAACGUUUGGAAAUCAAAAUAUUACAAUUAAUUACCGAUUUCAAAAUCAAGCAGUUAACACGCGACGAGGAAAGCCAUUAAACUAAGCUGAAAACAUAUUAUGAAAUACAAUUUAAAUUUUAAGAGUUUCCUGUUAAUCAUCCAAAUUGAAGUGUAAUUUUGAAAAGUAUUCUCUAAGACCUUCCCUCGCUUGGGGACCAUGUCCUGUCGACUUUACAGUGCGAUGAUCCAGCACUUGCUCAAUAAAGUUCUCCUCCACGA
Drosophila guanche is the source of this 1220-nucleotide messenger RNA. RefSeq lists its product as uncharacterized. NCBI's taxonomy places the organism in Eukaryota, Metazoa, Arthropoda, Insecta, Diptera, Drosophilidae. The transcript is spliced from 3 exons. Gene Ontology annotation, biological process: regulation of transcription by RNA polymerase II. The record is from RefSeq and is a predicted model, not a curated record. Bases 285 to 1040 code for a protein of 251 amino acids. Gene Ontology annotation, cellular component: transcription regulator complex; nucleus.